CUCAAUUACUGGGGCUGUCAACUCCUUCAACUUGUAUUUCUCUUCCAUUAUGAGCAGACCAGCUCUGAUGCACAGCUCUGUGGCUUUCUGUAGCAUUCUCUUCCUCCCCUUAGCCAUACAAUGUCUGGCUUUCCCCAAAGUAGAAAAGAUGGAGGUAUCAAAUGCUUAUACAGAGGAAGAGCAGCCUCAGAAGAUGGACACAGGUGACCAAGAAAACAUCUCCUUUGCUCCAAAGUACAUGCCCCAGCAGAUGUCCUCUGAAGCUCCAAUGACCCUGGCACCCACUUCUAGUACUCAUUCUAUUUUAGAAGGGAUCACAGAUGUAACAUGUGACUUCCUGAAGUUUGUGGAUUAUCAGUUGUUUGCAUCUGAAAGUCAGGAAGCAGUUUGUUUGGGAAAUACACCUCCAUCCUAUAUAACUACCAAAGAAAUGCUAACUGUCAAUCCAAGAACUGAGGAAGUUAAAACAGAUGCAGCCGAGAAGAUGACUUCCUUUCCUGGUGUUGAUUCCACAGCAGACACAGAGCCUGAUGGGGAGAGGCCCUCAGAGAAGCCGGCUGACAAACCCCAGACCACUGCCACCAUACAUUUAGUGGCAACCCCAGAGGAUAUUUUGGAUAUUGAUCCAACAGCUGACAGUCUCCUGGGGUAUCUCAAGGUCACAGUGAGUGUCAGCACAGCUGUUCCAUCAUCACUCAGAAAUGAUAAUGGCCACUCAAGAACCAGACACUCCUCGGUGACACAAAGACAUACUGAGGUUCCCAGAGGCUGUGGGGAGCCUAAAGAAGACAUAUCAACCCCCUUUCCUGUGUCUGCUGAUGUGGGUGCCACUGAGCUAUCCAGAAGAUGGGAGUCUCUGGCCACUCCAGCCUCCACCACUGUUGUCCCUCUGCCUCUUCUAUGGAAGGUCAUUAGGGAAUGUGGCUUCAGUGUUUGA
Molecule: messenger RNA, 937 nt
Organism: Onychomys torridus (southern grasshopper mouse)
Lineage: Eukaryota; Metazoa; Chordata; Mammalia; Rodentia; Cricetidae
Product: armadillo-like helical domain-containing protein 4
Exons: 3
Coding region: 50-937 (295 amino acids)
Source: RefSeq, a predicted model, not a curated record